Pipra filicauda (Wire-tailed manakin) is the source of this 2547-nucleotide messenger RNA. It is a transcript of the gene CMIP, whose product is annotated as c-Maf inducing protein. The coding region runs from base 148 to 2466 and encodes 772 amino acids. The transcript has 21 exons. Gene Ontology annotation, cellular component: nucleoplasm; cytosol. Lineage: Eukaryota; Metazoa; Chordata; Aves; Passeriformes; Pipridae. The record is from RefSeq and is a predicted model, not a curated record.
UCCGCCGCGCGGGGUUGGAUUUUUUUUUAUUAUUAUUAUUAUUGUUUGUGUUUUUAUUUGGUUUGGUCGUAUCCGUCUCUACCGGCCGUAGAGACCGGUCCCCGCGGGCGGCCGAGCGCCACCCCCGACCCGGCCCGCGGGGCUGCCAUGGAUCGCACCGGCGGCUCCGGCGGGGGCAGCGACCGCAGGCAGCCCGAGGAGAGCAAGCCGCUGCUGGGCGAGAUGUCCGCUCCCGAGGGGAAUAAAAUGGGUGCCGCGCCGUGCCGGAGAGCCCUGCUCCACUGCAACGGCAUGAGGUACAAGCUGCUGCAGGAGGGGGACAUCCAGGUGUGUGUCAUCCGGCACCCCCGGACGUUUCUCAGCAAGAUCCUCACCUCCAAGUUCCUGCGGCGGUGGGAGCCGCACCACUUGACCCUGGCGGACAACAGCGUCGCCUCGGCCACGCCAACUGGGUACAUGGAAAACUCCAUUUCCUACAGUGCUAUUGAAGAUGUUCAACUGCUCUCCUGGGAGAAUGCCCCUAAGUACUGUUUACAGCUCACGAUCCCAGGGGGUACUGUCUUACUGCAGGCUGCAAACAGUUACCUGAGGGAUCAGUGGUUCCAUUCUUUGCAGUGGAAGAAGAAGAUUUACAAGUACAAGAAGGUGCUCAGUAACCCCAGCCGCUGGGAGGUGGUGCUGAAGGAGAUCCGGACGCUGGUGGACAUGGCGCUGACGUCCCCGCUGCAGGACGACUCCAUCCACCAAGCACCUCUGGAGAUUGUCUCCAAACUGCUCUCAGAGAACAACAACUUAACCACUCAAGACCAGGAGAGCAUUAUUGUGGCAAUUGCACCUUUGCUGGAAAACAACCAUCCUCCUCCUGACCUCUGUGAAUUCUUCUGCAAGCACUGCCGAGAGCGCCCGCGGUCCAUGGUCGUGAUCGAAGUGUUCACACCAGUGGUACAGAGGAUUCUCAAACACAACAUGGAUUUUGGGAAGUGCCCUCGGUUGCGGCUGUUUACUCAGGAGUAUAUUCUGUCUUUGAACGAGCUGAAUGCUGGAAUGGAGGUGGUGAAGAAGUUUAUUCACAGCAUGCAUGGUCCAACGGGACAAUGCCCACAUCCCAGAGUCCUGCCAAAUCUUGUAGCUGUCUGCUUAGCAGCCAUUUAUUCGUGUUACGAAGAAUUUAUCAACAGUCGGGACAAUUCGCCAAGCCUGAAGGAAAUUCGGAAUGGCUGCCAGCAGCAGUGCGACCGAAAGCCUAAUCUCCCCCUCCGCCUUCUGCACACAAGUCCUGACCUGGUCUCUCAGGAGGCCACCUUGACUGAAUCCCGUCUCAAACCAGUUAUUGUCACUGCAAACGAGAUCCACGUGGAAGUGGAGCGCAACAACACGGCGAACCAGAAGAUGACAGCCAGCGUGGGCAACGACAGCGAGCCCAACCUCAUCGACUGCCUGAUGGUCAGCCCCACCUGCAGCACCAUGAGCAUCGAGCUGAGCGCCCAGGCAGACAGGAUCCUGGGCUGCUAUGUUGAAAUACUCAAGAUGCUGUCAGACUAUGAUGACUGGAGACCAGCCUUGGCCAGCUUGCUUCAACCUAUCCCAUUUCCCAAAGAGGCUCUUGCACAUGAGAAAUUCACAAAAGAGCUGAAAUAUGUGAUUCAGAGAUUUGCAGAAGACCCGAGGCAAGAAGUCCACUCCUGUUUGCUGAGUGUGCGGGCUGGCAAAGAUGGCUGGUUCCAGCUCUACAGCCCUGGAGGGGUGGCCUGUGAUGAUGAUGGAGAGCUGUUUGCCAGUAUGGUUCAUAUUUUAAUGGGAUCCUGCUAUAAAACAAAGAAGUUCCUGCUUUCACUGGCUGAAAAUAAAUUAGGACCUUGCAUGCUACUGGCUUUGAGGGGUAACCAGACAAUGGUAGAGAUUUUGUGUUUGAUGCUGGAAUACAACAUCAUUGAUAACAACGACACCCAGCUCCAGAUCAUCUCCACCCUGGAAAGCACAGACGUGGGAAAGAGAAUGUAUGAACAGCUGUGUGAGAGGCAGAGGGAGCUGAAGGAGCUGCAAAGAAAAGGUGGCCCCACAAGGUUAACACUGCCAUCCAAGUCCACGGAUGCAGACCUGGCCCGCUUGCUAAGCUCGGGAUCUUUUGGGAAUCUGGAAAACCUCAGCCUGGCCUUCACCAACGUGACGAGUGCUUGUGCUGAGCACCUCAUUAAACUGCCUUCGCUCAAGCAGCUGAACCUGUGGUCGACUCAGUUUGGAGACGCGGGGCUGCGGCUCCUGUCCGAGCACCUCACGAUGCUGCAGGUGCUCAACCUGUGCGAGACGCCGGUGACGGACGCGGGGCUGCUGGCGCUGAGCUCCAUGAAGAGCCUGUGUAGUUUAAAUAUGAACAGCACCAAACUUUCAGCAGAUACCUAUGAAGAUCUCAAGGCUAAACUACCCAACCUGAAAGAGGUGGACGUCCGCUACACCGAAGCGUGGUGAACUCUCCCUGCCUCCGACUCUUCUCUUUUGCUUCUCGUGAGAAGGAAAAGAUUUUUAAAACAAACAGAGAAAAAAAAAAAA